AUGUCACGUGACUACAGUUUUGAAUGCUGCUCUCCCUGCCUGAGUUCUCCUUGCUCUGCACACGGCUCCUGUCAUGACCUUGACCCCACUGCAGGCACCUUCCAGUGUCAAUGUCAGCCUCCGUAUGAUGGCCCAACAUGUCAGACUCGACGGAACCCAUGUGUCUGGGGCCCAGAAAUAGGAUCCUGCAACCAGUCCAUCCCACGCUACUUCUACAACAGGUUCUCCCAGGGAUGUGACACUUUCAACUACACGGGUUGUGGAGGCAACAUCAACAACUACCCCACCAUGGAUGAGUGCAAUGACACCUCAAUGCAUGGUGCCUGUUGCUAUCGGCGAUAUUCUACAACACUGGAAGACAUUGUGCAGAGUGACCAGCAGUUAGAGAUCAGAUGUGAGAAACUUCAUAUUGGCGCCUGCAAGUCUCUGCAUCGUCAACCAGAUGGAGACUUUGAGACGGAAGUGAUCAGCUUCUACCCCGGGAUGACGUGUGAGGAGGCUGGGUGCAUGACAGCAGGAGGGCUUAUUGAGGCGGUGGACUCGCAGUUCCCUCUUGGAUGUGAAGACUGUUCCUGUAAGCCUGGAGGAAGAGUGGAGUGCAGCUGUAAGCACCGCAGUGUGAGGAAAGAGAUCCGGGACAUGACCAGGAUUGAGAUGGUCCAUUUCCAGAAUGCAGUCCGCAUCCUUCGCGAAGACAACACCACCAGCGUGUGGGAGACAUUUCGUGACCUCUAUAUGACUCACAGCAUGCAUGCCAGUGGCGGCGCCUACUUCCUUCCCUGGCAUCGCUACUUCCUGCGCGACAUUGAAAGGAAGCUGCAGGAAGUUGACUGUGACAUCAGCAUCCCAUACUUCGACUUCACCACAGAUAUUGGCAACAUGGCCAACGCAAUUGUUUGGCAGCCAAGUUACUUUGGCGGAGAUGGUGAAGGGUUAGACAACUGCGUGUCAGACUUACCGUUCGGUGACCGUGGGACGUGGCAACCAUGUGUAAUGAGGAGUUUUAACACAAGUGUCAAUCUGCCGUCACAGCUAGAACUGGCAUUAGCUCUGGCCAGUGAAGACUACAUGGAGAUGAGCCUUUGUCUGGAGACCUACAUCGCCUAUCUCCACACCUUCAUUGGUGGCGACAUGGCGACCACAUCCAGUGUGUAUGAUCCGGUGUUCCUUACUAUUCAUGCUUACAUCGAUCACCUCUACUGGACCUGGCAACUGAAGGAUCAGAAUAUGUUCAAGUUCCCGGCAGCCUUUGGGAGCAUUCCCAUGAUUCCUUUCAAUGUAGCACCUCGGGAUGUUUUUGACCUUGACAAUCUGUGUGUGACCUAUGCUCUCCCUACUAAAGGUCACCCAUGUAACAAGACUGACCUUGUCCUGAGACCAUCAAGGUCAGGCGUACAACGAGGUGACAUCAACCCUGAGCUGGCCUAUGGUGUUGACAGCUAUGACCAGUUUGGCUACAAUGAAGAUGGAUAUGACAGAAUAGGAUAUGACAUAUUUGGUUAUGACCGAGAUGGGUUUAACAGAGAUGGUGUCAACAGAUACGGAUAUGAUGUCGAUGGAAUUGGAAGGUUUGGCUUUGACCGUGAUGGAUAUGAUCUCCAUGGUUUCAACAUUGACGGCCUAGACAGGAGUGGUAACCCAGACACAUCAGGGAGGUUUGGCAGGGAUGGACUGAACCAGUGGUGUCUGACACGUGGAGGUUUGAACCCAGAUGGCUUCGACAAGUAUGGCUUCUCUGUACAUGGGUACGAUGCCGAGUACUGCAACUACCUCAACAAUGGCCCAUAUGCCACCAUCUAUUCCCUGAAGAUCUUUGACAUACUCAAGCGACAAGGGAAGGGAUUCUUGAUGUCUCUGCCACGGAUCUGCCCAGGACUCGAACCCUUGCCUUCCCAGUGGGUUGAGCAGUAUUGGGCCACCAACAUCAAGGAUGUCACAGGAAUGGUUCCUGUCAACAUGUCUAUUCAGACAUCAUUGCCAUCAGCACGAUUCUGUUUUGACGUGGACCAAUUCAUCAGCCCAUGUCCAUGUGACAGGCCCAUUGCGACGUGCACCUCCAACCCCUGUGCAGGAGCCACGUGUCGGGCAUUCCCUGGGGCCCAGUGUCAUGUCAGCUUUUGUGGGGAGUGUUCUGCCCAGUGGCUCUACAACAACAUGGUGGUGGACUGCCAGGAGGAGAGAGGUAGGGAACAUGUGCAGGUCAUCACUGACCAAGGGGAUGACAUAGUGAGGCCAUCACUGACCAAUGGGUCAUGA
Messenger RNA from Haliotis rubra (blacklip abalone), 2256 nucleotides. RefSeq lists its product as uncharacterized. The record is from RefSeq and is a predicted model, not a curated record. The transcript is spliced from 9 exons. Gene Ontology annotation, molecular function: serine-type endopeptidase inhibitor activity; oxidoreductase activity. NCBI's taxonomy places the organism in Eukaryota, Metazoa, Mollusca, Gastropoda, Lepetellida, Haliotidae. Bases 1 to 2256 code for a protein of 751 amino acids.